AAUCGAGGAAAAUGAUAUCAAUUUUUAGCUUUCUUUAGCUACUGACUAACUAGCUCCUAUUUAACAAUGGUGUCGUGCAAACUUAUUGCUGUUUUCGUUUCAUUGAUAGCAGCGGUUUUAGCGUCACCAGUGCCAGGAGGUUGGGGCUCCCAUCACAAACAUGUCAUUAUCAAAGUUCCGUACCAUGUUCAUACCGUCCACCAUCACCAUGUUGAGAAGGUGCACGUUCCGGUUCACGUUCCUGUUCAUGUUCCUGUUGUGAAGAAGAUCGUCGUCCACGAACCCAUCCACCAUCACGAGCCCAUCAUCGAACACGGAGGAUGGUGGUAGAUGCACCAGCAUCAUUUAGGCAAUUUAUCCAGAUAUGUAUGUUCAUGUAAAUAAUAGUUAUAAUUUUUGGGAUACUAAAAGACAAAAAAAAACUAAAGAAGUACCUAUAAGAUAUUGUAAUAGAAGUACAAAUUAUCGGUAGUGAGAUCAGAAUUUUAGAUCAUCAUCAGCCCAUAUGCGUCCACUGCAGGACAUAGGUUUUCCUCAGCUCUUUCCAGAGCUAACAUUUUAGACAAUUCCUUCCAAUUUAGGCUAAAAUUAUUUUUAAUAUAAAAGUUGUUGUUGCAAAAGAUUGUUCACUUACUACUUUCUUAAAUUUAGGAAUUUGAUGUUGUGUGGAUAAGGCCAAGAAUUUUGUCACUCAAGUAUCUUUGCUCAACACUCGUUAAUAUUAAUUGGUAAAUUGUUUACAGAUUUUUAGAUCCUAUCCUAGCACCAAUGGUUUCAAUUAUUUACUGCUUCUCCUUAACUAAACCUUCUCGAGUACCGAAGACUUUUGCUUUUGGCUUUCUAGUUCUAUUUUUUGUUGCAGAUACAUAUUUUCUGAUUAAUUUAGGCUGUUGUCUUCAAAAUGAUCUUUUUUGCUUAUCGCUAUAAAUUCAUUUAUCUAUUCCUUGAGUAAUAUAGGUAGUUUUAAUGGUCUUCUCUUGAACUUCGAUAAAAAACUUCAUCUAAAAACAGCCAAUUAAGAACUAAGAAGCAGCUAUUGACUUAUUUCUUCUUUAUAGUCCUUAGUUACUUAUUACGAAGUAAACUUGAGAUAUCUUUAUUAAAAAUGUCAUACUCACCAUUUUUAUUUAUAUAAUUUUUGAAGUAAUUUAAAAUUAAAAAUGAAUAACCAUUUAAUUUAAAAUUGUUUACAUGUUUGAAAAUUGCAAUAAAGCUACGGUAGCUUUAGCUGAUCGGAACUGUUAUAGAUAAUGAAACUGUUCAAUCUCUAAAGGUAAAAACAAAAGAGAAUUUGACAAUAAAAUCUACGGAAAAAUUUGAUAAGGAAAGAAUACAAUAUUUCUCUAAUUUUUAUUGAUCUUACAAUUUAAAAAUUACAGAAUAAUUCAUUUAGAUACUGAAAAGGGCCCUGCAAUUAAUACUGCCUCGAUUGGAAUCAUCAUCAUUGUUGGACAUAGAUAUCCCUCGUAAUUUUCCAUCUAUUUCGAUCUUGUGCCUUUUACAUCCAAUUCCUAUGGCAACGUUUUAGAUCGUCAGACCAACGUGUUGGUGGACGACCAUUGAAAUGAUAAGACUUAAUUAUACUUAUCCUUCAUUCUUCAAAGUUAAGCAGAAAGAAAAUAUUUCAAAUUAAUAAUGCCAUAACGGAAAUAUCAUGAUUGUUUACUAUAUUAUACGAGUAUUAUAACCUUUUAACAUGUGCCGAUGAAAAAGGUGUGUCAGGAGUAUCAUAGUGAUGCUGAGAGUUAAUUAUUAUAUCUAUAAUAAUCCCAUUACGUAAUUAUUUUCUUUGGUUAACUAUCAUUACGGCUAUCUUCACCUGUGGUAAUGCUACUCUAUGUAAAUACCCCAACAGUGUUACAGUUAAACCAUUGUCUCAAAUUAUCUAGUCAGGCUACAUGUAGUGUUCAUAAUAUGCUUCUUCUGAACAAUAUGCUUCCCUGUUUAAUGAUUUGCAAAAACAUGAUAUUUAUAUAUUUCUCCUCUAGUGACAUGGCCCAGAUACUGAAUUUUCUUAUAUUCAUUGUAAUCAAAAUCUCCUUCUUUUUUUAUUUAUUUUUUGUUUCAAAACAUCGUUGUUUCUUUAGCUUGUCCUGUCAGCUUAUUUUAAAGAUCUCCUGUACUGAAAUACCUUAAACGUUUCUAUUCUAUUACUGAUGUAGUUUUUUGAGUGUAUUUGUCUACUACAUACAAUAAUACCGAAAACAGAUAACACCUGAGUAUUCGUACGUUGAGUUAUAGUCUCAGAUCAUUUACAGUUAAAGUUCAGUUACAGCUUCAGUUGCAGAAGCAACUUGAUUGGUUAAUCAGAUAUUUUUCUCUAUCAAACUCCUUGUUUUAAUCAUCCUUCUUUCUUCUUAAUUGCCUUUCUUUCUUCCUAUUGUGUUUCUGAAGCCAAACUGAGUGGUACCAAUAUCUUGAUCAAGUUUCUAAAAAUUUUUUGGUGUAUUCUUUUCAAGAAUAUCUUUAGAGUGUGGCUUAUUAAGCUAGUAUGAUGGUCACUGAAACACUUAAGGGAGUAUUAGAUCCGACGAUGGAUGGAAUAGCUGCUGCUUAUAAUAAAUACAAACAAAAACCAGAAAGUACAAAAUGAUAGGAAACUGUGUCAAUGUUUCUUGGAACCUAGAAAGAGUUUUAUCUACCGAUACUUACAGAUACAGAUUGUUGAAGAGAUAAUAGUAAUAUGCGCUACAAUACCAUGAGGGUCGACAUUGCUAGAAUAAUGUCUGGUGCAACAUUCGAAUAUCCAGGCCAUCCAGCUUUCAGAGAAAAAGAAGAAUCACAGAAUGAAGGCUUAAUAAAUUGCUGGUGUGUGGAGAUAAAAUUCUUUGAGUAGUAUUCCUUGUAGAGAAUUAGAUACGCAGUAACGACAAUCGCCUUAUAAACAAUGUUUUUUUUUUGAAAGACCAGAUGAGAGAAGGUCUGUCGGAUGGUCUAGAAAAAGUUGGGAGGAUUAAGUUAUAAAGGAUCUGCAAAAAAUGGGAAUGACACAAUGGGAAAUAGAGUAGUGUAACGUCAUUGAUGAUGAUGAUAGAAUGAAGGCUCAAUAAUAGAUAAUCACGCGAGAUAGUGACAUUAAAAAAGUUUCUGGAAAAUACUGAACAUCUGUAAAAAUAUAAACAGUUAUUGUAUGAAAACUAGACUUUACAGAAGAAUCGUUUAUAAAAAACUAGUUUUAAGACUCAAAUUACUCAAUAACUAUCAAACCAAACUGUUAGUUGAUAAUUUUGAUUAGAUUGUAGACACACAAUGUUUUUAAAGGGUUUAAAGUUAAAACAAAUAAAUAAUUUAAUUACAAUGCUUUUAAUAUAUUAAGAAAUGUUUCUAAAGGGCUAAAUAUGGCAUUUUUAAAAACUGAUAAUAAUAAACAAUCAUCUAGAGUCUAGAGUUAACAAUUUGAUUGCUGUGUCUUCUUCGUAAAAUCUUUUAGCUGUGAUUCUUACUCAUCCUGGUCCUUCUCGAUAUUAAUGGGAUUAGAACCAAAAACUUUGAAAACUUUUUCACAUGAUAACCGUUCUAACGUGUUCUUUUUUUGUUGUCAAGUCUGAAAUAAUGAAUUUAUUGCAAAAAUAUUUUUAAUUGUCUUUUUUAUUAUUUUUUAAUCUAUUUUCUACUUGGUGUCCAAUCCACUUUUUCUUUUUUUUUUGUCUAUAAUUAUUAUGUUGCUAAUAGAUACCAAAAAGAUAUUUGACAAAAAGUUCCAGCUUUAUAAAAUCUUUGUGCAUAUUUGUUUAAUUGUACAAGUUAAAAAACUAAGUAUUGUGAUUCUAUACCGAUAGUUUUACUGAAAUUAAUUGACCAAUGCUCAAAUCUUUAGACUGUGAAUUGUUUGCAACAAAUUCAGUUUAAAUUUCAAAUGUUCAGGAUGUCCGUGUAUGUUUGUAAUGUUGGUAAUGACUGAGCUUUAUAUAGAUUGUUAAAUAGUGCAAUUAUGUAUACAUCAAAUACUUUAUAUACAGUAUGUUAAUAUUUGUUGAAUAAACAAUUAUAAAAAUA
Diabrotica virgifera virgifera (western corn rootworm) is the source of this 3996-nucleotide messenger RNA. RefSeq lists its product as uncharacterized. NCBI's taxonomy places the organism in Eukaryota, Metazoa, Arthropoda, Insecta, Coleoptera, Chrysomelidae. The record is from RefSeq and is a predicted model, not a curated record. The coding region runs from base 67 to 330 and encodes 87 amino acids. The transcript has 3 exons.